AUGCAGUUCACUCACCUUAAGCUUUUUAAGCUUUACGCUGCCGUUGCACUCAUAGCUGCUCCUGCAGUCCUUGCACAGGGAUUCGCCGCAACCUGUGGUAGCUCAGGUAGCGAGAUCGUUGGAACGACGUUCUAUGCAACUUGCACCACCGACUCGGGGGCACAGCAGUCCACCUCCAUCAACUUGGACAACUGCGUUGCCAACUAUAAUGGCAACUUGGCAUGCGCUACCAAUGGUGGAUACGGUGGAUCGUGCUCUGGGUGUGAGAUCGUGACCGGCGUGCAAUACAUGGAGUGCUACUGCACAGACGACGCUGGCCAGCAGGAGGCUUCAAUUCUGGAUCUUGACAACUGCCUCAGUAACUACAAUGGCAACCUUGCUUGCUGA
Molecule: messenger RNA, 387 nt
Organism: Fibroporia radiculosa
Lineage: Eukaryota; Fungi; Basidiomycota; Agaricomycetes; Polyporales; Fibroporiaceae
Exons: 3
Coding region: 1-387 (128 amino acids)
Source: RefSeq, a predicted model, not a curated record